Molecule: messenger RNA, 797 nt
Organism: Acaulospora morrowiae
Lineage: Eukaryota; Fungi; Glomeromycota; Glomeromycetes; Diversisporales; Acaulosporaceae
Source: the annotation of a GenBank genome assembly
UGGCCAGAAACUUUGCCGAAGGAACUAGUCCACAAAUAGCUCAGUCAUUUGAUCAAGAAGCAGCUGCAGUUCUUAUGGCACGUAUAGCUGUAUUCAAAGCUGAAAUUGAUGACGGUCCGGACGUAUUGCGAUGGUUGGAUCGUAUGCUUAUCCGAUUAUGUCAGAAAUUUGCUGAUUACAGAAAAGACGACCCAUCUUCAUUCCGACUUGCUGAAAACUUUUCAAUAUAUCCACAAUUCAUGUUUCAUCUCCGAAGAAGUCAGUUCUUGCAAGUUUUUAACAACAGUCCUGAUGAAACUGCUUUUUACCGACAUGUUCUAAAUCGGGAAGAUGUUAACAACUCUCUCAUUAUGAUUCAGCCUACUUUAAUGUCAUAUGGUUUUGAUUCCCCUCCACAACCAGUUCUUUUGGAUUCAAUUUCUAUAAAACCUGAUGUAAUUUUGUUACUCGACACAUUUUUCCACAUUCUUAUCUUUCAUGGUGAAACAAUUGCACAAUGGAGAAAGGCUGGAUACCAGGAUCAAGAAGGUUAUGAGAAUUUCAAAGAAUUGUUAGAGGCACCAAAGGCAGAUUCCGAGGAACUUUUGGCGGAUAGAUUCCCCAUUCCUCGUUAUAUUGUUUGUGACCAACACGGCUCUCAAGCUCGUUUCCUACUUUCCAAACUAAAUCCUUCUACUACACAUGUCUCUGGGAGCAUGUAUGGCACACCACAGGGUCAAGCUAUUUUUACAGAUGAUGUUAGUCUGCAAGUAUUCAUGGAGCAUUUGAAGAAGUUGGCUGUGAGUGGAUCUUCCUAA